Messenger RNA from Amblyraja radiata (thorny skate), 1741 nucleotides. RefSeq names its product mid1-interacting protein 1-B-like. Gene Ontology annotation, cellular component: cytosol. The transcript has 2 exons. The record is from RefSeq and is a predicted model, not a curated record. Lineage: Eukaryota; Metazoa; Chordata; Chondrichthyes; Rajiformes; Rajidae. Bases 708 to 1124 code for a protein of 138 amino acids. Gene Ontology annotation, biological process: regulation of lipid biosynthetic process.
GGCAGCUCCUACCAUAUACCCACUGCAAUCUUCUUUAAAAGGGCUUAAAGGGUUCCUAUUAAAUCUUUCCCCUCUCAUCUUAAAGCUAUGUCGUCUGGUUCUUGAUGUAAAGUUCUUUAAUAGAACAUAACUUACAGAAUGGCAUCAGAGCACAUUUGACCUGGAAAAAGUAUCAUCCCAUUUUGGAAAUAAAUCAGUUUUUAAUUGUCAUAUUUCUCAGCUUCUGUAUCAUUAUGAAUGUUAUUUUCUAAUCAAUAUUCCUGGUCGCUUAAUGGAUUCAUUUUGAUAGAACUGUCUUUGCUUAAGUUUCAUCUAUCUGAAAUAAACAUAUUGUGUUUCUGAAUAGGUACACUAGUGCUCCAUCCAAAUCAGCCCAAUAGCAAAGGUGGAAGCUUCCAAAUUAACUUCCUCAUCCUCCCACCUGAUGUUGAUAGGUUGCUAAAUAAUCUAAAGUCCGUAUUAUAGUUACUGUUGUCCUAUAGAUUUACUAGUUGAGAUGUCAAUCAUCUUUGAUCCAACUGAAAUGGGUUUACUAAUCUCAGGAGUUUCCAAGGACACACUGUAGUGAAGCCAAAGCACUGAUACAAUUAAGCAAACUGCAGGACGACAGGAAUUCUCUGGAACUGAACUUGAAUAUUUUUUGGUUAACAUUCUUUUGCUUUGUUGCAGUGAUUCUGUGAUUCAUUCUUGCAAAAUUGUACAAAAUAAUGCAGUUUACACACCUAAAGAACAGCCAGCAUUCCUUGUUCAAUGCUUUAAACAGAUUUAUCACAGCUGCCACCGUCAUGGAUGAAACGGUCAUGGUGCCAAGUUUUCUGCGGGAUCUCCCAGCUGAUGAGGAAUAUCGUAGAGAAAACAAAAUCUCCAAACAAAGGGAUAUGCACGACGAUUACUUGCUCCUUAUGUCCAUCAAAAAUGACAUUGAGUCGGGUAUUUCAGAUGAACAAGUGAAGUCUGAUCUGGAGUUCAUUAAAGCCAGUGAAGAAGAUGGUGAUUUGGGAGAACUUCAGCAGCUGUUUCACCAUCAUUUGAAUGGAAUUUACAAUGUUUUCAGCAAGCUUACACUGCAAACUAACCAUCUAACCAACUGUUAUACGAAACAAUUAAUAUUUAAUAACUUAUAAAGUUAGAAAUCAAGUGUUGAAAUGCAUAUGUGGUCUGACUUUGUUUUGUUUUUUUUAAUUCCUCUCUGCUGGUGAAAAUGAGUGGACUUUCAAAAAGAUUAUAGUUCAGAAAUUUAUUCUUGACUAGAAAUCUUAACAAAAGGCAUUUAAAUGCAACAAAAUGACAAGUGAUUUACUUCUUCCUCUCAAUGAUACCUUUUUGAUUUUGUUUUAAAUUGUCUACACCUCUGGUGUUAUUAUGUAAAUGACAUUUUUGCUUAUUACUGUUUCUUCUGAAUUUAUUUGUAGUUUGGAAGAAUUAAACCAUGCUCCAUCUACCAGUGUCUACAAUGAUAAAUUAAUUCCAACCACAUGAUCAAAUCCCUUGUGCAAUAUGCUGUGUGAGAUAUGAAACACAACUUUAAUCAUUAUUUGUCACUAACCUUACCUCCAAAAGCUAAACUGCAGCUAGACCACAACUAAAUUAGAGUGCACUGUUAUUUAUGGAAUAUUGUUUUUGAUAAUUGCAUUUUGUUUUUGUUUAAGGUUUAAAUUUGAAGAACUUUUUUAAAGUUCAUUGUAGAUAACACUGUGAAAAAGCAUUUCUAAUAAUAUUAAAUGCAUGUUUCUGCCAUCUA